ACCCUGGUCUCUUUCAAAAUAAACACGUGCUGGGCAUAAACCUCGGUUGCAUUUGAAACGGGACUCCGCCUUAAUUGCAAUGGGAAAAGUAAGGAAAACCAAAAUUCGGACUCCCGCAGGAGUCGAUACUUCUGAUAGCCUCGAGAAUGGCUUCCAUGUAGACAGUGACGAAGAGAGCAACUGUGGUCCCAUCGAAGCAAUUAGCAUACAUCUGCAGCGAGCCAACAUCGAGGAAAAACUCAACGGAUUGCACUCGUUUGCAGUUCUGGCGCUCCGCAAAGAGAAGCUGCGAGAGAUUCUAGAGAGUGAUUUGGUACGCAUUGCGGCCCCCCUACUGUGCGACAGAGAUAACGCUAUAAAAAAUGCUGCUGCCGGAGCCCUAAGAAAUUUAUCAGUUUAUGGACCCGAAGUUUGUGAAUAUUUGGUCGAGAAUGAUAUAUUGACAGCAUUGUUAUCCUUAAUAACCAGUUACGAUUUGAAAAUCAAUAUCCUGGAAUCAGAACUUCAAGCGGAUACAUUUUUGCAGGCCAUACACUUGCUUAGAAAUCUCACAGAGAGUUCUCCCACAGCUACCGAAGCCUUUAACCAGUCUCUCGGCUUGCUAAAGCAAUUAUUAUUAUGCUUGGACUACAAGAAAUUCGGUUUUGAAAUUUCUAUAGCAGUGGCACAAUUGGUUUUGGUUCUAUCCGAAAAUAAUUCCAGCUCAUGGAAUGUUGUGGCUAAUGAGCAAUUCUUAACAGAAUUAAUUAAAGUCAAUCAGGAGGAAGCAAAUCUGAAUUUAUUAUAUCUAAGUGCUUUAGCUGCAGGAAUUUUAGUCAAUGUUCCAGCCUGCUCGUCGGCCUAUACUAAGGAAAUUAUGGCUAGCUUGGAAAAAUUAUUAACCACCGACACCCAGGCGCAGCUGAAUUACCAUAAGAAUGCAUUAGAGCAAGAGGUAACCAAGAAUCAAGUUCCUGUAUUAGAAAUAUCCAUGGAAACUGAAGAUUUAAAUGAGUCGCAAGCGAAUGGAAAACAAAACGGCCAAAAUAAACAGACGGAAACGGAAGAAGUGUUACAAAAUCUUGAAUAUCUUUUAGAUGGCCAACGUCUAGUGGCCGAGAUUAUAACUAACUUAGCGUCAUCCGAUGAUGAUGAUGAUAAUCAACAAGGAAAUGCUAAUGCGGACUCAGACUUGGAUCAAUCGGAAACUGAAAGUGUUGCCGAUUACGAUAUGGAAGAUGAAACUGUAAAUAAUUCGUCCUCUGGUGAUUUUCUCGAGAUAAUUAAGUCUGGAAAUGUGGUUGAAAAGUUAUGGCAAAAAUGUCAACCCUUGGAUUUGACAUUGGAAAAAGUACUCAGUCUCACACACAAUUCGCAGCUUCAAAGUAAAUUCACAAAAAUGCGGGUCUCCCAUUUACUUUGCCUGCAAAAUCUAACUAAUCUUUUGAAAGUCGAUGACUUGGGCGGCCACCAGAAUAUAUACAAUAUGUGGUUCCAGCUGGGUCAGCAGGCAUUCAAGGGCAUAACGGAUGCUACAAUUAUGGAGGCAAUCACCUCGCUAAUGCGGUCAUCUCUGCUACUACUCAAAUCCCGCAAGGAUCUGUUCCAACAGAUGACAGAAGCGGAUUUGGUUUUAAUUAUCGAAGGAGCUCGCAGUUGUCCACAUUUGGAUAUACGUGUCAAUUGGAAUCGGAUGCUGGGCACGUUGGGUUGCCUACUAGCCGAGAAUUUGGUUAAAAUUAUUAUUGUCUUCUUGUUGGAUUCGUGCAAACUGGAAAGUGAUUUGUGGGCACUAUCUGAAGGCUUGGAUGCUUUAAUGGAUAUAUUUGCUAUUGAAGAUUGGCCAGAGAUUAUAGCCGAGUUAAAUAUGUGUGAAAGCGUUAAAAUCCUUGAGGAAACAUUUAAAUCAAAGCUGAGGCAACAGCGUCGUGAUAUGAAGGAGCGUCGUGCCACCAUUAUGACAGUUAAAACCAAUUUCUCCCGAUUUGUGACGUAUCUAAAUGACAAUUGCAAAAAAUAAAAAAUUACCAAAAAAAUAUACAAA
Molecule: messenger RNA, 2023 nt
Organism: Drosophila willistoni
Lineage: Eukaryota; Metazoa; Arthropoda; Insecta; Diptera; Drosophilidae
Product: HEAT repeat-containing protein 3
Exons: 1
Coding region: 80-1999 (639 amino acids)
Biological process (GO): ribosomal large subunit biogenesis; protein import into nucleus
Source: RefSeq, a predicted model, not a curated record